This is a messenger RNA of Pistacia vera, 1732 nucleotides long. RefSeq lists its product as uncharacterized. Bases 256 to 1371 code for a protein of 371 amino acids. The record is from RefSeq and is a predicted model, not a curated record. Gene Ontology annotation, cellular component: endoplasmic reticulum. The transcript has a single exon. Lineage: Eukaryota; Viridiplantae; Streptophyta; Magnoliopsida; Sapindales; Anacardiaceae.
UCAAAGAAUUUCUUCGUUAAUUAACAGACUGAUAAAAUAACCAUAAAAUAGCGUCAGUUUGACUUUUUUGCCCUUCAUAUAAGGGAUAUAAUAUCACCAAAAUCAGGCUUCUACGAAAAGAGAACUGAAGCCUCUUUGACAAGAAAUUAGCACAAACUUGUCAUUAAAAAAAUAAAAAGUUCAUUGACAUUAUCACCCUCAAACCACGACAUAAAGCACCACCUUCUUCAUCGUCUAAACUUCAUAACUCCAAUCAUGUCUUCAAUCAAAUCCAAAGUCAUCUCUUUCCUCUUCUUAUUCUUCCUCAUCCACUUGGGCACCGUCCCAUCACUCGCCAGAAAGUACCACCUCAUCAAUUUCCGAUCACCCAACCUCUACCCAGAGGGUCUCACCUGGGACGCAUACGACCAGCACUUCGUCGUCGGCUCCCUCCACCACCGCUCUCUCCACUCCGUCUCCGACGCCGGCGUCAUCCAAACCCUAAUCUCCGACCCUUCUCUUCCCCCGAACGCUACCAUCUUAGGCCUCGCCAUCGAUUCUAUCAACAAGCGCCUCCUCGCCGUCGUAAACUCAGUCGCGCCUCUCCCUCCCUUCAACGCCCUCGUUGCCUACGACCUCAAAACCCUCCGCCGUGUCUUCCUCUCUCUCCUCGAUGACGUUGUCCCCGACGGCGACUUCGGCACGCGCAACGGGGCCAACGACGUGGCGGUGGACUUUGAAGGAAACGCGUACGUCACCAACUCGCCGGCUAACUUCAUCUGGAAAGUCGACAAAGAUGGAGCGGCUUCGGUCUUCUCCAGAUCUCCGGUUUUCACGGCGCAUCCAUUGGCGGUUCCACACGACGCGCCGUUCAGCGAGUGUGGAUUAAACGGGAUCGCUUACAUCAGCAAGGGGUACUUAUUGGUGGUUCAAUCGAAUACGGGGAGGAUGUUUAAAGUGAAUGUGGAAGACGGGUCAGCUCGGGUCGUUAUGUUGACCGAGACUUUGACUUGGGCGGAUGGUGUUGCAGUAAGAAAAGACGGCGUCGUUUUGGUGGUAUCUCAUACCAGGCUGUGGUUUCUGAAGUCUCAUGAUAGUUGGGGAGAGGGAGUGGUGUAUGACAAAACAGCCCUUGAUGAGGAAAAGUUUGCUACUGCAGUGGCAGUGGGAGGGGAUGAUAGGGUUUAUGUGUUAUAUGGGCAUCUGAUGGAAGGCAUAAUGGGAAAAGGAGGAAGGGAAGAGUUUAGUAUAGAAGAAGUGAGGUCAAAGAAAGAGAGUGAAGAUGAAAAUGUGUGGGUGUUUGUAUUGAUAGGGUUGGGAUUGGCUUAUUUCUUGUUCUGGAGAUUUCAAAUGAGCAAACUUGUUAAGACUAUGGAUAAGAAGAUUAAUUGAGUUUUUGUUGUAUGUAUUUGAUUUCUAAUUUGUGAGGUUCAGCUUGAAGCUCAUAGUUUUUACUCUCUUUACGAACUCAAAUUUCUUUCAAACACUUUGCCCUGCCUGUGCAGUCUUGAUCCUUAAUCAGAAGAUAGAAGUUGGGUAAGCUCUAAGCCUGUUUUUUGUUACUAUAUGAAUUGAAAAGAAAUCUUAUGAUCAAAGAUUAAAGCUUUGUUGAAUUAGUUUGAUGGAUUAGAGAGUUUGAGUCUGUGUAUUCAGGUUUUGAUGAUACCUGUGCUCUGGUGUUUGCAAUUUAUAUAUGAAUCCAAGUGUUGAGAAUAUAAUCUUUCUUGCAAAUAAAUAAUGUUUUUUUCUUUAA